Molecule: messenger RNA, 309 nt
Organism: Penicillium digitatum Pd1
Lineage: Eukaryota; Fungi; Ascomycota; Eurotiomycetes; Eurotiales; Aspergillaceae
Product: Alkaline phosphatase-like, alpha/beta/alpha
Molecular function (GO): arylsulfatase activity
Source: RefSeq, a predicted model, not a curated record
AUGAUCAUGACCGGCACAGAGCAUCACAUCGCCGGUCUAGGCAACCUACUCGAAUGGACCAACAUCAUCUCCAGCCAGAAUGGACCUCAAGGCUCGACCAUGAGCACCGCGCCGCAGCGCGGCAUGCCCGGGUACGAGAGCUACCUCAACGAGAGGGUCGUGCCACUCCCCGAGAUCCUUCGCGACGGGGGAUAUUUCACAUCAUUCUGUGUUGAUCUGCGGCCGGCAAACAUGCUUGCCAACUCGAACCCCCGACGACUUACACCUCUGGUUUGGCGUCGCAGUAGCUACCGGCGAACCUCACACUAG